Molecule: messenger RNA, 1989 nt
Organism: Lodderomyces parapsilosis
Lineage: Eukaryota; Fungi; Ascomycota; Pichiomycetes; Serinales; Debaryomycetaceae
Exons: 1
Coding region: 1-1989 (662 amino acids)
Source: RefSeq, a predicted model, not a curated record
AUGACUUCCGUGAUCCCACGGUCUUCGCACGCUUCAAUCGUUACUGGAUCAUCAACUUUAGACCAAUUUAAUCAAGAUAAUCGCAAUAGAUACUCAACAAGCAUAGGGACAUCAUAUGGCCAUAGCCGAGCCCAUUCCAGAGCCGUGUCACAAUCCAAUCCCUUUGAAGUGAUCUACUCAAGUCAUGAUCUAACUUUUGAGUCAACCGGUCAGCCAUACUUAACAGUGUCAAGACAACCGCCCGCGCCUGCACCCUCAAUUCCAAACUUGGGCCAACAUUCACCUUGGCAUAGCCGAUCCAAUUAUGAUCUUAUAACAGAGAAUAUUGUGACUAGUAAGAAACCAAUUAGUGAGAUUUUGAACAACAGUAGUAGCAGCAGCAACAGUCGCGCCAUCAAUAACAACAACAACAACAACAACAACAAUAAUAAUCACCCAGUGGUAACUGUUGUAGGGUCACCUGCAUUAAAUAGAUCCGGCUCAACUAUCUCACGACUGGCUACAUUGAGAAAUCGAAACAAGAUAAAGCAAAGAAACAAAACAAUCAAAAGGAAAGAUCUACUCAAGGAGAAGCUAGAAUCAAAACCAAGCACGGAUGGGAAACAAAAGCAUCGAACUGAAAAGACGUCAUGGUUUAGCUGGCCUAAAUUUUCAUUCCCUGUUUUACGGAAACGUUCCUUAAAGUAUCGGUCGGUCCACAAUGGUCAAACUCCCAAUUUCACCACUAGACAUGAGUUUAUGAAUUUUAUACAAAUGAGUAACUACAACCAAAUUGUUGGUUCUUCAUUACCUCAAAGAAUGAAAAUGUGGAACUAUACCCAGCCACUACACCCUCAUCCAUUACUACAUUGGCAUAUCGAAGAUUUUAGAGAAAAAGAGCCUGCUGUCAAACCUACCAUUACUCAUUCGCGUAAAGCCUCAGUAAGUGUUUUGGAUAUUUUGUAUCAAAAUUACAAAGCCAGGGCUUUUGAAGUGGCACAGAGAAGACACUACAAGAACCUAAGCGGGGUAGACUACAUGAAAGUACCCCCGCCUUUUCAAAAAUUGUACCCAGAAGAUGCUGCACUUUUAUCAAGGAGAGAAGUUCAUCAGAUCAAUACUAAAUUGUUGGUUGAAAUAUUGUUGCGAAGAACAGUGGCUGCGAAAAUGGAACAUAGAUUAAAGCAAAACGGUGCUGGUAUUGACAAAGUUGAACAGAGCUCCACACUGUCAUUCUCGUCCUUGUCUUCUGCGUCUCCGCCAUCGUCUAGCUCAAGUGGAAACUCGACAGGUAAACGUCACACAAAGGGUGGCGCGCAUUCCAAACGACGCUCGAACUCCCCGGGCUCAGGAACUCAUCAUAAUGACAAUUUGGUCUUGCAAAAUGAAGCCAUAUUCAAGGAAGCCAUUUCAAAGUCGAUUGAUCAUUCACCGAAAGAUGUGAAAGAAAGGGCGAUAUUCAAGUCAGAACCCAAGCCUAUCAUGUCAAGCAAUAAACUUGUAAAUCAGUUUACGCUAGAUCCAAAGACAAACAUUCUUGCCAAGUUUAUGAACGGUGGGACUCAGAAUCGAACUGGAGGCGAGCACAUUUAUCACUUGGUUCCCCAACAGAACAAAUCGCGCUCGACUUUGAGCUCCGACGAUAAGACAUUCGAUUCAUCUUCAUCAGGUGAUUACAACAACAACACUUUACCUAGAGAGAGAAGAUCUUAUUCAUUCGGAGACUCGUUUUCGACGCAGUCAAGGGACAAAGUACGGAAAUCAGAGAGUACUACAAACACGUCAAUCUUGCACUACUUGGAUCAUUUGUCUCUGGAGGUUGGCUCAGUUUUGGAAGAAUUAGAGCCGGAUAGGAACGGCAGCGGAAGCACAACGGUGAGGCUCAAAGAUUCAUUGCCAAAAGUGCCCUCGACAAUGAAGUUAGGAUCUCGACAUAUUGUACCAAAAAAUAUCGUUGAGCCGGCCAGUAUCAUCGAGAAAUUGAACGAGUAUGAUUUACUUGCAAAAUGA